Molecule: messenger RNA, 1499 nt
Organism: Daucus carota subsp. sativus
Lineage: Eukaryota; Viridiplantae; Streptophyta; Magnoliopsida; Apiales; Apiaceae
Product: fructose-bisphosphate aldolase 1, chloroplastic
Exons: 6
Coding region: 165-1352 (395 amino acids)
Biological process (GO): fructose 1,6-bisphosphate metabolic process; glycolytic process
Cellular component (GO): cytosol
Molecular function (GO): fructose-bisphosphate aldolase activity
Source: RefSeq, a predicted model, not a curated record
AAUUAUAAAUAGAAUGAUGAAGUGAGAGUAGAGUGAGUGGUAUUGAGAAGUAGAGAUAGCUUGAGAGGAGAUAAGAUAAGUUGAGGCCUAAGGCUACCAGUGUUUUGUUUUUAAGAGCUCACAGUUCACAUUCUCACUCCACUUGAACAUAACAUUAACAUACAAUGGCCUCAGCAUCCUUUCUCAAGUCCUCCACUAUUCUUGACAAGUCUGAGUGGGUGAAGGGCCAGACCCUCCGCCAGCCUUCAGUCUCUGUCGUCCGCUGCCACCCCACAGCUGCCUCCGCCAUAAACAUUAGAGCUUCCUAUGCCGAUGAGCUUGUUAAGACCGCGAAAACUAUUGCAUCACCGGGGCGUGGAAUUUUGGCCAUGGAUGAGUCGAAUGCCACAUGUGGAAAGAGGUUAGCCUCGAUUGGGCUGGAGAACACUGAGGCCAACCGCCAAGCAUACCGUACCCUCCUUGUCUCGGUUCCUGGGCUUGGUAACUACGUCUCUGGUGCUAUCCUGUUUGAGGAAACUCUUUACCAAUCAACAGUUGAUGGGAAGAAAAUUGUUGAUGUUCUUAAGGAGCAGAACAUUGUUCCCGGUAUCAAAACUGACAAGGGUUUGGUGCCCCUAGCUGGUUCAAAUGAUGAAUCCUGGUGCCAAGGUCUUGAUGGCCUUGCUUCACGCUCUGCUGCUUACUAUCAACAGGGGGCUCGUUUUGCCAAAUGGCGUACUGUUGUAAGCAUUCCCAAUGGCCCAUCUGCCUUGGCAGUCAAAGAAGCUGCUUGGGGCCUUGCUCGCUAUGCUGCAAUCUCCCAGGAUAAUGGAUUGGUGCCAAUAGUAGAGCCAGAAAUCUUGCUUGACGGUGAACAUGGCAUUGAAAGGACUUUUGAAGUCGCUCAAGCAGUUUGGGCUGAAGUCUUCUUCUAUCUUUCCCAGAACAAUGUCCUAUACGAGGGAAUUCUCCUCAAGCCAAGCAUGGUUACCCCUGGUGCAGAAUGCAAGGAAAGAGCCACUCCUGAAGAAGUUGCUGGCUACACUUUGAAGCUCCUCAACAGAAGAAUCCCUCCAGCUGUCCCUGGAAUAAUGUUUUUGUCCGGAGGACAAUCUGAAGUUGAAGCCACACUCAACUUGAAUGCAAUGAACCAAUCUCCGAACCCAUGGCACGUGUCUUUCUCCUACGCCAGGGCUCUUCAGAACACCUGUCUGAAGACAUGGGGAGGACUACCAGAGAACGUGGCUGCAGCUCAAGAGGCAUUGCUUGUGAGGGCCAAGGCUAACUCUCUUGCUCAACUUGGAAAGUACACUGGUGAAGGUGAGUCAGAGGAAGCAAAGAAGGGCAUGUUUGUCAAGGGCUAUGUGUACUGAUCAUCUAAUAUCCCUUAGUACCCAAGAGCAUUGAAGAAAGCCAAUCCAUGAAGAAGAUAAUUCAAUUAUAUAGUUGUGAAAACUGUUUUUGUUUUAUGACAUGAAUUCAGUCACUUUAUAAAUUAAAACUUCAUGUUAAUGAGAUUA